CAGUUGAGUUUGUCUGCGCAUGCGUAUAAAUUGUACAUCCGUUAAAAAUUACGAAGCUGUUGAUCGGUAAUAAUUGAGAAAAAAUACAUUAAACCCAUGGAAAAAGUGUUAUAAAUAAAACAUUUACCGAAAUUAACAAUGGCCCACCAAGAUGGCCAACAAAAUGACCAUUUAAAUGAUAACUGGUUGACAGAUUUUGAAGAAGAAUGCUUAGAAGACAUAGAAAGUUCGGAAAAAAAUAUGGACGAUUCUGUUGAGAGAGAAACAGAUUUUGCGUUGCAGAAACUGUUCCAUCAGUUUCAGAAUUCUGCAACAGCCAUAGCUCAAUUAUACAAAGACCGCACUAGUGGGCUUUCUUUGUGGGUACCAUUUCAAAAUGCUGCUUCUUCAGUGACAACCUUAUAUAAAGACAGUGUUGAUACAGCUAAAAGCUGUAUGGAGCUUGGUGUUCAAAGAGGCAGACAGCGUAAUUUAAAAGACAUUGUGUCAUGGGUGAAAAAGCGACGAAGACACAUAAGAAGGGAGGACUUGUUAGCUUUUUUAAGUGAUAAAACACCUCCACAGAGAACAAAAGGUGGAAACAGUGUAAUGCGGCACAGUGCGUCUGCCCGAUUAGAAAGGAAUUUCCCACGGUUCCCGUCAAUGGACAGUCUACCUCGAAAUGCAGAGGGUGAUCUGCAGUGCUUCAGAGAAGCCAUAGCAUUACAAGGUCUUGACGGUGCUAUGUCCAACAUAAGUGUGGGCUUCCGACCCCAUAGCGCCAGUAAUCAACCCCCGCAUUCAGGAUUGCCUAAAAACAACAUAGAUGAACUGAACUCCUUCAUCCUCGAAGAAUUCUCCCGGAACUGUGACUCUCGCAAGCGUUCUGCCACUCCUGAUGUCAAUAUGGAUUCUCCGACACGGAAGAAAAAUAGAUUGUUUUAGAUAUCUGACAUUUUAUAUUAUUUCUUGGUUAACUUAACAUACGAAAGAAUUCUUAGAGAUUGUUGGGCAUUGUAAAAUUUUGAAUAACAAUAACUGCAAGUACAUGUAGAUGAACACUUAAAAAAUUAGUUUACAAGGAAUAUAAAUAAUUCUUAACAUUAAUGUUUUUCCUUUUGUAUAUUAUUCACUUGUAUACAUGAUUAUAGGAUUGUAUAAUUGUAUUAUAAAUAAAUUUAGUAUCUGUUCUGGUGAAUUCAUGUAGCACAUGCAUAUUACUGCUUCAAUACAUUAUGCCUGUGUCUCAAUCUGUAAUUUGUGCGGCAUUAUGUUCGUGAUUAUAAAAAUUGUGUUCCUCACUUUUAAUUGUAAGUUAUGUAAUAAUGUUGUUAUAGUUGAUGUUACAAAAAGCACAAAUAAUUUGGUAAAACCUUACAAAUUAAUUUUAAGCUCACCUGAGCACAAUGUGGUGAGCUUUUGUGAUUGCCUUUUGUCUGUUGUACGUUGUCAACAUUUGCCUUGUUAAAACUUUAGAGGCCACAUUUAUUGUCCAAUCUACAUGAAAUUUGGUCAGAAGAUAUGUGCCAAUGAUAAUAAUCUUGGACGAGUUUGAAAAUAGAUCUGGUUGAAAAACAUGGCUGCCAGGGGGAGGGGCACUUCAUAGGCCACAUUUAUUGUCCAAAACAUCAUGAAACUUUGUCAGAAGAUUUAUCCCAAUGAUUUCUCAGAGGAGUUGAAAAAUGGUUCAGAUUGCUUGAAUAACAGGUGGCGGGAUAUUUUUCCUUAAAUGGCUUAAUAUAUGGCUAUAGUUAAACAUUGUUAACACUUAUAAUUUUUCCGAUCUUCAUGAAAUUUGGUCAGAAGCUUUGUCCCAAUGAUAUCUUGGAAGAGUUCGAAAAUGGUUCCAUUUGGUUGAAAAACUUGGCCACCAGGGGGGGGGGGUAUUUUUUCUUAUAUAGCUAUAGUCAAACUUUGUUUACUCUCCAAAAGGCACAUUUAUUGUCCAAUCAGCAUGAAACUUGGUCAGAACAUGUGUUUGAAUGAUAUUUGGUCGAGUUCGAAAAUAGUUACAGUCUGUUGAAAAAUAUUGCCAGCAGGGGGAAGGGAAGUUAUACUUAUAUGGCUAUAGUAAAAUCUUGUCAGUACUGUAAAAUUAACAUUUAUAGUUCACUCUUCAUGAACAUUAGUUCUUAUGUUAUCUUGGGCUGCACAGAAAAGGUCAGUCACUUUGUAUCUCAGGUGAGGCAUUCUUGUUAUUUUUAGCUCAUCUAUUUUUUGAAAAAAAAUUAUGAGCUAUUGUCAUCACCUCGGCGUCGGCGUUGGCGUCGGCGUCCGGUUAAGUUUUGCGUUUAGGUCCACUUUUCUCAGAAAGUAUCAAUGCUAUUGCAUUCAAACUUGGUACACUUACUUACUAUCAUGAGGGGACUAGGCAGGCAAAGUUAGAUAACUCUGGCGUGCAUUUUGACAGAAUUAUGUGCCCUUUUUAUACUUAAAAAAUUGAAAAUUUUGGUUAAGUUUUGCAUUUAGUUCCACUUUUCUCAGUAAGUAUCAAUGCUAUUGCAUUCAAACUUGGUACACUUACUUACUAUCAUGAGGGGACUGGGCAGGCAAAGUUAGAUAACUCUGGCAUGCAUUUUGACAGAAUUAUGUGCCCUUUUUAUACUUAGAAAAUUGACAAUUUUGGUUAAGUUUUGUGUUUAGGUCCAUUUUAUUCCUUAAGCAUCAAAGCUAUUGCUUUCAUACUUGCAACACUUACUAACUAUCAUAAGGGGACUGUGCAGGCAAAGUAAUGUAACUCUGACUGGCAUUUUGACAGAAUUAUGUGCCCUUUUUAUACUUAGAAAAUUGAAAAUUUGAUUAAGUUUUGUGUUUAGGUCCACUUUAUUCCUACAGUAUCAAAGCUAUUGCUUUCAUACUUGCAAGAUUUAUGAACUAUCAUAAGGGGACGGUGCAGGCAAAGUUAUGUAACUCUGACUGGCAUUUGGACGGAAUUAUGGGCCCUUUAUACUUAGAAAAUUGAAAAUUUGGUUAAGAUUUAUGUUUUGGUCACUUUACCCCUAAAGUAUCAUAGAUAUUGCUUUCAUACUUGGAACACUCACAAACUAUCAUAAGGGUACAGUAAAAGGACAAGUUGCAUAACUCUGGUUGUCAUUGUUACGGAAUUAUGGCCCUUUUUUGACUUAGUAACUUUUAAUAUAUGGUUAAAUUUUGUGUUUCGAUCCACUCGAAGUAUCAAGGCUAUUGCUUUCAAACUUCAAAUACUUACAUGCUAUCAUGAGGUUACUGUACCUGGCAACUUGAAUUUUACUUUGACCUUUGAAUGACCUUGACUCUCAAGGUCAAAUUAUUAAAUUUUGCUAAAAUUGCCAUAACUUCUUUAUUUAUGAUUAGAUUUGAUUGAUACUUUGAU
Molecule: messenger RNA, 3331 nt
Organism: Dreissena polymorpha
Lineage: Eukaryota; Metazoa; Mollusca; Bivalvia; Myida; Dreissenidae
Product: HUWE1-associated protein modifying stress responses-like
Exons: 4
Coding region: 139-924 (261 amino acids)
Source: RefSeq, a predicted model, not a curated record